This is a messenger RNA of Schistocerca serialis cubense, 3961 nucleotides long. It is a transcript of the gene MED24, whose product is annotated as mediator of RNA polymerase II transcription subunit 24. The coding region runs from base 199 to 3240 and encodes 1013 amino acids. The record is from RefSeq and is a predicted model, not a curated record. Gene Ontology annotation, cellular component: mediator complex. The transcript is spliced from 19 exons. Lineage: Eukaryota; Metazoa; Arthropoda; Insecta; Orthoptera; Acrididae. Gene Ontology annotation, molecular function: transcription coregulator activity.
ACGGCGUGUGUUCGCUGUUUGUUGAUGUUUGUGAAGUUGUGAACGUAAAGUGUAGUGGCGGUCCCGGUGGUGGUAUAAGUGCAUGGAUAGUGAUUAGUGAAAAGUUUUUUGUUUAUUUCCUGCUAGGGAGAUAUUAUUCAGUGAUGAAAGAAACGUAGCUUUUAAAUUCUGUCUCAAACUGAUACAAACUGCCUGCCAAUGACUAGCAAAACAAGUAGUUUGAAGGCAUUACUGUUACGUGCUUGGAGGGAACGCUGGUCGGACCUUCAGUGGGGCAUACAUAUUAAAACGAUUCUCCCUCGUGGUGUAAGUGGUGAUGUUUAUAACCUUGCAGACUGUAUUCUACAGCAGGCUCUUGUGGGGCCAGGACCAAACCAGCUGGUGCUUUCAUACCUUAAACACUCCCUAAGCUCUCAGCUUGUAUCAUAUGCUGCUGUGCUACAGAGGAUCAGUAAAUAUGACAGCUUCAAUAAACCAUACUGCACAAUUAGUCUGCUGGAUUUCCUGGACACAAUCAAGGGAGGUAUUACUUGCCGAGGCAAGCCUGAAGAAGGGCUCUUAGCUGGUGCUGCAGUUUCAUUAGUGGGAUGGUUGCUGACAUGUAUACAGUAUGCCUUGGAGAAACAACAGUCGGAAGUUAGUACAAACACAGAAUUGUUGCAGGCCUUAUUGGAGCGUCCAUCAGCUUUGAUUAAUGAUAUCCUUCAUUGUCGAUUCAUGAGGGCUGUUCUUUUCCUUGGUAAACACGAGUGUCCUGAUACAUAUAAAGAAAUUGUCAAAAAAUGUCAAGAGCUUGAAGUUUUACUUUUGCAGAAUGCUUCAUUUCAGCCAUCUGUUCCUUUGACUGAGCCCUUAAGGAAAUUGUCCCAGCUUGAAGCUGAAGAUCGCAGUACUGAUGAUGGGUACAGUGAGCCUGUUACAUAUUGCCUUCAAGCCUUACUUGCAGUUGAAGUGCUCCUGAAUCCAAAUUCUGAUACACAGAUGUUUGUUAAUGAAAUGCUUAUGAUACAGAGGAUAAAGGCGUACAAUUGUGCACGGUUGUAUUCAGAGAUUAUGCGUGCCUGCUUAAUCAGCUUAAAUGAUGUCCUCGAGACAAGCAGUGAAUCUCAAUGGGGAGCCUUCACAUUUCUCAAGGUUCCUCAAAUCCUACUGCAACUUCACCGGCAUCAUUUAGCUUCAAGAUCUGGAGAACUGCCAGAUACACGAGAAAUUGGUGAUUAUUCCAAAGACAUUGUAGACUCAAUAGAGCUGCUUCUGCAGUACACACCACUUCUGGAUAUUAUGGAUUCAAAGUGUUCUUGCAACUGCCUAGAAUUUUUGUUGAAAGAACUGCAAAGUGUUGGGCUUGUUACAGAUGCACAUGUGCAACAUUAUAAAACCAAACGGGAAGGCAUGAUCGUUGCAGUACUGAAACCUGACCAAGCAGCACAACAGACACCCUGUAUACCAAAAAUUAUAACGAGAGCAGAGUCAACUCUCUCUGGAAUUCUCAAGACCUUGGAUACUGAUUAUGUUAAAAUACAGGAAGCUGUUGUGAGCAUACUGUGUCAGGUGUUAACUGGAAAAAGUUUUGAACUGAUACUCUCUGUGGCAACAGUACAGGGGAAGCUGCGUACUUUUGUGUCCAAAUUGAUUAAGUUUAAUGAAUGCAGCAAACAGAUAGGUGGUGAAGGAGGGAAGGCUUCACAGACUCGUGCAGUUUUAUUUGAUGUCACAUUCCUUAUGCUAUGUUUCAUAGUGCAUACAUAUGGUUCAGAGGUGGUGCUAUCUGAAGAGAGAGGGGACUCCUUUUUUGAGCAAUGGGUCCAAGUGUGCAUGGUAGAAAGAGGUCAUCCUAAAUGCCCAGACAAAAUGUUGCAACUCAGUGAUCCUUUGAAAGUUGAAAGCCUUCUUACACAAUUUAAUUCAGCAGAUAGUGACUUCAAAACCAGCCAAGUAAAGUGGCAUGAAGUUUGCUUGAAUGUGCCCAGUGCAAUCAAUGAGGUACUGCAAGCAUGGGAACAUGGAAUAGUCUCUGCAACAGAUGUGAAACGCAUCUUGGAUGCUAUGCGAAGCCGAAUGGCAUGUUUGCCUGUUUGUGCUGCUACAUGGCUUUGUAGUUACAUGCAGAUCCUGCCACAAGAGGUGCUACUAAAACCAAUGAACAUGGUGCAGCAGUUUUUGACACCAUUAACAACUGAAGAAAUAAAUCAGCCAGAUAAUUUUAAGGAGAGAGCUGGCCUGAUGUUCCAAAUCAUCAGAAAAAUGCAGUAUGAUGUUUAUCCUCCCACACAGUCAAAAGUUAAGGGAAUAACCCUGUCACACAGCAUAAUAUGCCGCGAACCUAUCAGUGAACAGCUUUCAAGUGUGUGGUCUGGAAUACACCAAAGGGGUUGGAUCAACAUUGAGCAGACACGUUCUCUUGAAAGCUUGUUAGCGACUGGUGGCUCAUACUGGUUUGUUGACAACCUUGUUAAGGAAGUGAUGAAGUAUCGCCAUCGCGAAGAACUGGACAGAGGAGCCGAUUUAGCAUUAGCUGUGUUUCAUCUUGACAUUGAACAGUGUACUCAGGCUCUGCUGCUGCAGGUCUUGCCCAAAUACCUAAACAAUCAGCUACUGAGUGAUGAGCUAGUUGAGCCUCAGUCUUCAGCAUUGGCAAAACUCUGUGCAUACUGUGUGUAUGCUGCGUUGGAAGCACAGAACAGUGCCAUGCAGGGAACUGGUGGACACAAUUCAAGGAAACGCAGUCGCACUCGGCGCGAGGCAGAAGGAGAGGAACCAGAUGGUUGUGGUCCUGCAACCAAGCUCUUACGACUGAGUGUGACUGAUGACCUCGUUUUUGGACCCGGCACUACUUCUACGUCUGGCAGUGGUAGUUCAUCUGCCACAUCUUCAUCUGGAGCAGCUGGACCUGCCCUCGAAGAGCCACUUGCCUCAGCUCUGGAACAUUUCUUUCGCAAUGUAGCCAUUGCAGCAACUAGAGAUGGGGAAAUAUCACGCCAAACACACUUUGCUACCCGAUUGCUGCAGUUCAUGGUACGCUGUGGGAAGGACAGAUCACAGAUUGUUCUCCAGGCUGUGCCACCUACUCUUGUACCAUCCUUAGUGCGUUCAUUACCUGACUUGUUUACUGCUGAGCUGCUUCUCAAGCUGUACGAUCUCAACACAGCAGCAGGACGAAAGGCAGCAGCACGAGAUAUUUGUUUGUUACGCAAUAUGUCCCUAAGACAUAGCACAUUCAAAGAUAUGAUGCAAGGAUGACAGUAACACAUUUUAGGAGAUGCGUUAAGAAAUCGACUGGAGAUACAUGCAAAAUCAAAUGGAGUGUAAAUAACCAUUGAAUCUUUCCUCGGUGAGAAAAACUGAGUUGUUACACACUGCAUUGCAGUUCCUUCCUGUUCAGUGUUUCCUCGAAAAUAAGUAAUUUAAAGGUGUCAAAGGCAUUGUGUCACCCAACACUGCUACUGUAGUUAUUACUUUUUCAAGAAUUUUUUAGAAUAUGCGGUCCCAUACUGUUGCAAGUACCUGUGUUUUCUUUUUUAUGUGGCUAAGAAAUCGACUGGAGAUACAUGCAAAAUCAAAUGGAGUGUAAAUAACCAUUGAAUCUUUCCUCGGUGAGAAAAACUGAGUUGUUACACACUGCAUUGCAGUUCCUUCCUGUUCAGUGUUUCCUCGAAAAUAAGUAAUUUAAAGGUGUCAAAGGCAUUGUGUCACCCAACACUGCUACUGUAGUUAUUACUUUUUCAAGAAUUUUUUAGAAUAUGCGGUCCCAUACUGUUGCAAGUACCUGUGUUUUCUUUUUUAUGUGGCUUAGGCAUUGUAAAUAUUCUUUUUGUCCAAUCUUUAUCAUUGGAAAUAAAACAUUAUGAUGUAAAUUUGUAACAAAAGCAAGCAUGGGAUGUCCCAUGUUGAGAAAGUAAGUCAGCAUUGCUGAAAUAAAAAAAGAAAAAGAAGUAAUAAAUGUGGUAACAGAAUAAAUAAA